UGCUUGUACCCACUGACCCACCCCGAUCCCAAAUCGCUCCCCAGGCCCUAAUCCCGCGAUUGGGAACGCAGCGAGGGCCGGGUGCCGGUGCUGUCCAUGGGAUGGGGAGCUGGGAAUUGUGAGGCUGGCGGGAUUUUAGGGAGGGACAGAGUUAAGGAAGGUUUCCUCGUGGCACGUGGCUCCAUGUCAGCCGGCAGAGGCAACGCAGGGAAAGCGCCGGAGGAAUUCACUGGGAGCAGGGAGACGCUGCUUAGAGGGAAAUCGGUGUUUGGAUCCCGGCAGCCAAGCUGAUCCCGGGCAGCAGAGCCGGUGCCGGUGCCGGCGGGCGCGCUGACCAUGUUCAACGGGGAUGCCAGCUCCUCAUCCGCCCGGAAUGUGGUGCGCAGCUCCAGCAUCAGCGGCGAGAUGUACAACCUGGAGAAGAGCGCCCGCGGCAGCGCCGACUCCGUCACCCUCACCGCCAGCAAGAAGCGACGCUCCAGCCUGGGUGCCAAGAUGGUGGCGAUUGUGGGGUUGUCCCAGUGGAGCAAGAGCACCCUGCAGCUCAACCAGACCGAGGGAGGCCCCAAAAAGCUGCGCAGCACCAUCCGCAGGAGCACCGAGACCGGGAUCGCCGUGGAGAUGAGGACCAGGGUGACCCGGCAAGGCAGCCGAGAAUCCACGGACGGCAGCACCAACAGCAACAGCUCCGACGGCACGUUCAUCUUCCCCACCACCCGGCUGGGCGCGGAGAGCCAGUUCAGCGAUUUCCUCGACGGGCUGGGGCCGGGGCAGCUCGUGGGGCGGCAGACUCUGGCAACCCCCCCGAUGGGCGAUGUCCACGUCGGCAUGGCUGACCGCAACGGGCAGCUGGAGGUGGAUGUGAUCCAGGCGCGGGGACUCAUCCCCAAGAUGGGCUCCAAGUGCAUCCCGGCCACCUACGUGAAGGUUUACCUGCUGGAGAACGGCGUCUGCCUGGCCAAGAAGAAGACCAAGGUGGUGAAGAAAACCUGCGACCCCUCGUACCAGCAGCCGCUGCUCUUCGAGGAGAGUCCCCAGGGCAAAGUCCUGCAGGUGAUUGUCUGGGGCGAUUACGGGCGCAUGGACCACAAGUGCUUCAUGGGGAUGGCCCAGAUCAUCCUGGAGGAGCUGGAUCUCUCCAGCGCCGUCUCGGGCUGGUACAAACUCUUCCCAACCUCCUCCCUGGCCGACUCCAGCAUCGGACCCCUGACCCGCCGCCUCUCCCAGUCCUCCCUGGAGAGCUCCACCAGCCCCUCCUGCCCGUAGAGGCCGGGAUUGGGAAGGAGAGAUCCAAGGAGACCGAGCAGAACUGGUUGUAGAGAGCUGUAAAUAUCCUUUUUUUUUUUCUUUUUUUUUUUUUUCUCCUUUUUUUUUUGGUUUUCUUUUUUUUUUAAUUUUCAAUCUCCUUCCCCCAAAAAAAUCCGCCCUGGACGCCCUCUCCGGGCAGGGAGAGGGAGCGAGGGCCGUGUGUGAGGCAGGGGGGAAGGAGAGGCAAAAAUCCCCUCCGAGGGCUGCGACUGCCAACGAUCCCAGACUGUUCCCAGACCUCGUCCUGGAAGCUCCCAGCUUCUCUCCCGCCCCUGCUGGGAGCAGCUCAGUCCGGCUGAGGACGAGGUUCCUUUCCUCCCAUUCCCUUUCCCUGCCUCCGAGGAAAAAGUGGGAAAAAACCCCCACGGAACUCAGAACAAUUCCGACUCAGCACUACUUUUGUUUCCCAAGGAAUGUAGCAUCUUCUCUUAUGUAGCUUUGCCACGUGCUGACAACACACUCACUGCAAUAUCCAAGAGAACUCCGGAUGGACCGGGAACAUCUGCCAGUCUCAUCCCGUUUGGUCGCUUUCCCAGCACUUUCGGUGGCCAUUUCCCUGCCUUUUUUUUCCCGAGUUUUUUGGUUGUUUUUUUUUUUCCUUUUCCCGGGAGCAUGUAGCCUGUGAGCAUUGCCAAAGCAAGAGGGGACAGGGAAAGGGACGCUCGCGUCCCCUCGGCGUCCGCUGGGCUUCUCCUCGUGUCUCACCGCUGACCGCGCUCGUGUCCGGCCAAAACCAGACCCAAAGGACAAACUCUGGGAAUGCCUCGUGGGAGACGGGAGAAGGCGACCCAAAGGAGCGGGAAUACCGGGAUCCUGGCGGAUCGGCUGCUUCCCAGCCCCUUCCUUCCCAGCUGGAGGGCUGGGAUGCUCUCCCUGAGGUCUGGAAUGCUCUCCUUGGAGUUGGGAUGUCCUCCUUGAGGUCUGGCUGUCCCUCCUCGGGGAUUGGGAAGCCCUGCUCGGGGUUGGGAUGCUCUCCUCGAGGUCUGGAAUGAACUCUCCUUGAGGUUGGGAUGCUCUCCUUGAGGUUGGGAUUCCCUUCCCAGGGUUUGGGAUGCCCUUCUUGGGGUCUGAGAUACCCUCCUUGGAGUAGGAUGCCGUCCUUGACGGCUGGGAUUCCCUCCUCAGGGCUUGGGAUACCCUCCCUGAGGGCUGGGAUGCCCUUCCCAAGAUCUUGGAUCCCCUCCUGGAGAUGCCCUCCUUGGAGCUGGGAUCUCCUCCUCCUCCUCCUCCUCCAGACCGGGCCAUCCUCCUCGAGGUUUGGGAUUCCUUUCCCAGGCUCUGGGAUGCUCCCCUCGAGGUCUGGGACAUCCUCCUCAGGGUUGGGCCGCCCUUCUGGAGAUCUGGGAUGCCCUCCUGGAUACUUGAAUUCCAAGCAGGAGCGGAAUCCAACCCUGGCUCGCUCCAGGGGAACAUCUCAAGAGCAGCUCUGGAAUUCGGGGCACGGACGAAGGACCGGGAGUUCCUUCGCAGGAUGAGCGUUUUUGGGGUUUUUUUGUUCGUCCGUUUUGUUUGUUUUUCCAAGCAGCAUUUUGGUUCCCUCCGAGGGAUCCAGUUCUUGUAGCAAUCCCGGGAAUUACGGAAGCUUUUUUUGAAGGUGCCUAUUGAAAUUUGCUGAAAUUACUCAGGGGAGACACCACUAGAAACUCUUGGUUUCUUCAUCAAAUAUUCCUAAAUCCAAUGACUGUCCUGAAGGAUCAGUUCCUAAAAGAGAAGGAACAAAAUCCCGACACACCAAAAGACGAGGAGUUUUUGGAGACUGGAGGAGGACAAGAGGUUCAUGGGGAAUUUCACGGGGCUGGCUCUGACCUUCAGUCUUCACCACAAAGCACCCCACAGCACAGCUGGGGUUUUUAUAGGAUUAUUUCUUGGCAAAACACGGAAUUCCACGAUGCACAGAGCACAACAAACCCACCUGGGCUUCUCCUGGUGGCACCGGGAAUGAAGAACCAGCUCAGCCACAGAGGAACAAACCCAAACCUGAAGGAAAAGACUGUUGGGAUGAAGCUGUUCCCUCCACAAACCCAACCCCAAAGCUGGGGCUCCAUAAAAUCAAAUCUCAGAGUCCUCAACCCCAAAUCUGGGGUCCACAAAUCCAAAUCUGGGGAAUCAUAAAUCCAACCCCAGGGGUCCACAAACCCAAACCUGAGGGUUCACAAAUCCAGACCUUGGGGUCCAAACCCCCAAACCUGGGGUUCCACCAACCCAAAUUGGGAUUUCACAACCCCAAAUCCAGGCAAUCAAAACCCCACACCUGAGGGUUCACAAAUCCAAGCCUUGGGAUCCACAACCCCAAACCUGGGGUUUCAUCUCCCCAGAUCUGGAGGUUCACAACCCCAAACUUGGGGGUUCACAAACCCAGAUCUGGGGUCAACAACCCCAAAUCCGGGGAAUCAUAAACCCAAACCAGGGGCUUCACAAAUCCAAAUGUUGGGGUCCACAAACCCAAAUCUGGGGUUCCACCAACCAAAUCUGGGCUUCUACAACCCCAGAGCUGAGGGUCUACAAACUCAAACUUUGGGGUCCUCAACCCCAAAUCUGGGGUUCCAUAACCCCCAACCUGGGGGUCCUCAACCCAAAUCUGGGGUUCCAUAACCCCCAAUCUGGGGGUUCUCAAACCCAAACCUGGGGUUCCAUAACCCCAAAGCUCCACAGCCCCAAAUCUUGGGGUCCACAAAUCCCCAAACUUGGGAGUCCACAACCCAAAUCUGGGGGUCUACAAACUGAAACUUUGGGGUUCCACAACCCCACACCCGUGGCUGGCAGGACUCGGCUGUGCCGUGGCCGAUUCACCCGGCACCGGCACAAUUUCGGCGCCGUCGUGACGGGGACUCGGAGCUGCUGCCGUGACUUUGCCAACUCCAAACCACUGAGAAGGGAAUCGGCCGGAUCCUGCUGAGCUGGGAUGGAGAAAAGUUCAGUGAAGGAUGAAGGAUGAAGGAUGAAGGAUGAUGAAGGAUGAAAUCCUCCUCUGCUGGUUGGAUCGCAGGCCGUAAUUCCUGGAUGGAGACUCCUGGGAAUGUGGGAUGCCCCGAACCUCCCGUGGUUUGGGGAACAAACUCGGUGCCCGAAAUGCUGAAACAGGAACAAACAACAGCUUGGACUCGAUGUUCCCUCCCGAGCACGGAACAAUUCCACGAGGCCGACGGAAUCGCGGCAAACGGAAUUCCGUGAGGCUCAGCCUGGCUGAGCCUGUGCUGGAUUUUUGACUCUCCGUGAGGGAAAGCAUCCCAAAAGGAAAAGCUUUCCUCUCUUCCCUCCGCCUUCACCACCUCGAUCCCAGCGGGAAAACAAACUGCAAAUCUGCCGAAGUGCUGGGACUGUCCCCCACGGAGCAGGAGCGUGGGCAGAGCAGGGAGCUGAGCAGGGACCUUCUGCUCCCGGCGUGGGCACAGCUUCCCACCCCCUCCGUGUUCCCAGCCCGCCGCAUUCCUGCUUCCCUGCUCCAGGAACAUCCCACGGCCGUGCCGGGGAGAAGAGGCGGGGGACGAGCGGCAGAACGCGGCGACCACGCGCUCCAGAGGGCCAACAAAAGCAUCCCUGCGUUUCUGCUGGAAAAAUCCCGGUGAAAUUCCACCUGGGAGCGAGGAAAACCCGGAGAUUUGGGCUCGUGGAUCACUGAGGAGGAGUUGGGGGGGGUGACAAGGACAAAGUGCAGCGCAGGGAUUCCUCCGUGGAGCGACACCAAAAUCCAACGGAACAUUCCCUCCUUCCCUUGCAGCCCCCCAGGAGCUGCCACUCACUUCCCAGCGGGAAUGACCCACCUUGAACUGGUGUGGGAAACCCAAACUGGGGGAAGAGCCGGGGUUGUGCCCCGCUGGGGUUGCAACAUCAGCUCCUCAUUUCUCAACCCCCCGAACCUCGUGGCAGACGUUUUCCUUCCUCAAACAACGAGAAGAACACGGCCAAGACACCCAGAAAUCCCAAACUCUGCCCUGUGCCAGCUCCCGAGAAAAGGAACUUUAUCCCAGGAUAAAUUCCUGCACUCCAAGGUUGGUUUUUUGUUGUUUUUCCGAGGGAAUAUUUUCUCGCAAAGGGCGUUUUUGAUGUGCAAGGAGAUUUGCAAAAACGGCUGCACUGGAAGGGAUUCUUUGAUGCUUUCCUCUGCUUUCUAGCAAGAGAAGAAAUCCAAACCAUUGGAUUUGCCAGAGAUUUUUCCCUGGAAAGAGGAAUGAAUGUGGAAUUAAGUCAGUUUUGCAGCCCCUUUGACACCCAGCCCCCACCCAACACUGCCAGAGCUGAAAUCCAAACCCCCAGCCGGAAUCACGAGGAUGGAUUUGACCGAAAAAAACCCCCCUCGGAAUGAUGCUGAAACAUCCCCUAAAAGCUGAUAAAAUUCACACAAAGCACAGAAAACACUCCAAGAUUCCAGGCCUGAGUCAUCCCUGGUUUUCCACCAGCCUGGAAUGGGCCGGAUUUGCCAAAGUCCAGUGAAAAUUUCCAAGAAAUUGGGAUCAAUCAGAAUCCAGCUCGUGUUUCAUCACCAUCAGGGCACGCCGAAAACCUGGGAGAGGAGGUUUAGAUGGAGCUUUCCCAAAAUCCAGUGGGAUACAGCACCAAUUCCCUGAACCUGCUGCCACAGAGCAUCGGAGAGGGCGGGAAGAAUUCCCUGCACCUUUCCCAGCUCUUCCAACCUUUGCUGCGGGAGCUGGGAGCUCCUGGUUACAAACAGAGCAGGAAUUCCUCAGGACUUGGGAAUUCCAGCCCGGAUCUGCGUUUUUGUGGGAUGAGAUUCCACAGUUCCCACCUGGACUCACAAACCCCUGGCAGGACCAGAACAUUUUUUCCUGCUACAAAAGAAUUCCCUAAAAAAAAAUCUGCGCCAGGGAUGUUUUUCCAGGCAGAAGAUUUUUCUUCCAGUUGACUCGGACGCUUCUUUCCGGAUGGAUGGGAAAUGCCUGGACAAUGCACACAGGGAAAGCUCUGGAAUGUGUGGGAUUGGCCACAGGUUUGGAAAAUAUGGAAUUGUGCGGGUCAAGGAACGGCGUCCAGGCUGAAUCCAAAGCCUGAAUGUGUUUUUCCUCAUGGAUGGGAAGAGCUCUCCCUGCUUUUCCUUUGGGGUUUCACGGCUGCAGAUGGAUCUGGAGAAUUCCCUGCAGGAACAGCAGGGUUUGCAUCGGCCUUUUCCAAUGUUUUUGUAGCAAAGCUGUUCCAACUGGAAGUCUUCCCUCUGCUCCACAGGAUCCCAGACUGGUUUGGGUGGGAAAGACCUUAAAAUCCAUCGAAUUCCAGCUUCCAGAAGCUGCUCCAAGCCCCAUCCUGGGACAUUUCCAGGGAUGGGGCAGGAUUUCUUUUUCAUGGAGAAACCCCCUCCCAGUCCUUGGCUGGCUUGUUAAAGGUGCAAAAAUCACCUUUAGGAGUUGAAAAACAACAGGAAAGACUUUUUAGGGAAAAUAAAGCAUCCCAAAUAACAGGGUUGGAAUUCUGGGGGUCACUCCGUGACCGGGUGGGACAAUCCCGCUCACCUGAGGAAGAUUUUGGCUUUAAAAAGACUUGGAAAAGUCUCCAGCCAAGGACCCAAGUGUUGGUCUGGGUGUCUGAGGAACCUCCACGCUGUGGGACCCCCGAGCAUCCCUCAGGAACACUGGGAUGGACUCCAGGAAUCCGAGAGAAUCCGGGAGAAUCCAGGACAUCCCAGUGCUCCCCCAGGGCCUGGAGCUGCCGCGACGCCCGUGCCCGGCUGGAGCUCCGGUUGUUGCUAUACCUCAUCCUUUUCUUUUCCUUGGAUCCUUCCCUUUUCCCCUCUUUUUCCAUUCCUUUAGGAUCCAGAGCUUGUGCACUCGGCCACAUCCAGGCUUUUUUUUUGUUUGUUUCCCUGUGGAAUGAAAAGCAAUCCAUGAUUGGGGUGGGCGGCUCCCACCCACUCCCAACCCUGGCUCCCUUUGGGAUUUGAGCCCAAGGCAAAGGAAUCCCGGGAUGAUCCAGAGGGAUCCCUGUGUCCCUUUUCCAUCCCCUCUGUCCAUCAGCCCCUCCAGAGCUGCCCUGAGUCCCCCAAAACCUUCCCAGGGGUGGGCGAGGGGCUCCAUUCCAAAAUCUGGCGCUGUUCCCGCUCUUGGAAGGGGCACAAAUCCCUUUCCAGAGCCCUUGGAAGGGGCACAAAUCCCUCUCCAGAGCCCUUGGAGGGGCACAAAUCCCUCUCCAAAGCUCCUGGAUGGAAAAGGAGCCUCUGGAGCAGGCAGGGAAGGUGUCCCUCUCCUGGGACACUGAUCCCAUUCCCUCCAGGAUCCCAGCUCCCUCUGGCUAAAAAGGGAAUUUUCUCCCACCCCAGGGAAAAUCCUGAAGGAAUUCCCGAUCCCGAGGGCCUCUGGAAGGAGCAGCUCCCCCCCUCCUGAAUGUUCAGAGCACUUUGAAGUUGGUGGCCUUGAUUUCUUAAAGGGCUUUGAUCUUUUCAUGCCGUGAAAGGAGAGAAUCUUCCCCAUCCCGUCGUCCUCCUCCUCCUCCCCAGCUCGGAAUGAAUCCCAGGAACGAGCACCUGGAAUGUUCAGGAUGAUCCAGGGCUCCGGAAUCUGUCAUUGAUGCCUCAAGUUUACACCUAAAAACAGCUCUGGGGGAAGCAGGUUGGGAAUUUCUCCUGGAAUUUGGGUUGGCAGCGGCAGGGAAAUAAAAAGGGGGGGGAGGGAAAGCCCCAAAUGGAUUUUUAGGAGCAGCCGAAGUGGAGUUUGGGAAUGUUUAUUCCAUCUGAAAAAGUCUGGAUUUCCGUUCCAAAUUAACGGGAUUUUAUCUGUGAUAAGGAAUCUUUAAAGCCAGCUUCCCCCUAAAGAGCUGGAGGGGGAAUAAAAGGGUGGGAAUGACGAGGGAUUCAAGGCAAGGAGAUGCUCCCAGAGCUCAGCCAGGAAUUCCAAGCCCCUGGAAGCUGAGGCUGAAAGGAGGGACAGGGCUGCAAGUGCCAAACCCCACGAGGACACCGAAAUCCAGCCUCAAAUCCCCCAAAAUUCCCAUGGAAAGGAAUCACCAGGAGAGCCCCGUGAGUCUGGAGAGGUGUCAGAGCCCAAUUAACCACGAGUUAAUUGGCACUAAAUGAGAAGGUGACAGCAGGGAGGGGGAUGAGGGGAGGAAAGGAGAGCCAGGAAAGGACUUUCCUUGGAUAUUUCCGGAUUUCUGGGAGCUGGGAUGGGAGCGCUGCCUCCACCACCCCCCAACCUCGUGCUAAACUUCGGUUUCAUGACAGAUUCCUCCCAUUUCACAACUCCACCCUCCCCCAAAAAUUUAAAAACCACCGGGAAUGGGGGGAACUGGAGCAUCCUCGGAGCUCCAAUCCCACAUCCAAGAGAAGGGGAUGGGUUUGGGAUGGCUACAGAAGAGUGGGAAUAUUUAAGCAACGAGCAAAUGGUGAUUUUCUACCUGUGUCCUGUCCCGUUUUCUAUGUGUGUGCUCCUUUCUUAAAUGUCAAACUCUUGUAUUUUUGUGGUUUCUAUCUGCGGGACCGACGGCUCUGAGGGCGCACGCUCUGUUUUGUAAAAUAUUCCUAAAGUUUUCUUUCCCCUCCCAAAAGAAAAAAAAAAAAAAAAAAAAAAAAAAAAACCAAAAAAAAAAAGGGAGGGGAAAAAAAAAUCUGAAUUAUUCACCUUUUAAUUGGCUUGUACCUGCAUGUACAGUAUUGGGGCAGCAAGUGAAGAUGAUUAAAGCCAGCUUGAAAACUU
Messenger RNA from Corvus hawaiiensis (hawaiian crow), 8945 nucleotides. It is a transcript of the gene RIMS3, whose product is annotated as regulating synaptic membrane exocytosis 3. Gene Ontology annotation, biological process: regulation of membrane potential; positive regulation of synaptic transmission; calcium ion-regulated exocytosis of neurotransmitter. The transcript is spliced from 7 exons. Bases 337 to 1266 code for a protein of 309 amino acids. NCBI's taxonomy places the organism in Eukaryota, Metazoa, Chordata, Aves, Passeriformes, Corvidae. The record is from RefSeq and is a predicted model, not a curated record. Gene Ontology annotation, molecular function: transmembrane transporter binding; small GTPase binding. Gene Ontology annotation, cellular component: cytoskeleton of presynaptic active zone; presynaptic membrane.